Messenger RNA from Malassezia globosa CBS 7966, 672 nucleotides. RefSeq lists its product as uncharacterized. Gene Ontology annotation, biological process: vesicle-mediated transport. The record is from RefSeq and is a predicted model, not a curated record. Bases 1 to 672 code for a protein of 223 amino acids. Lineage: Eukaryota; Fungi; Basidiomycota; Malasseziomycetes; Malasseziales; Malasseziaceae. Gene Ontology annotation, molecular function: GTPase activity; GTP binding. The transcript has 3 exons.
AUGGCGACGACGAGCGGCGGUAGUGACUACAGCAGUGCUAUGCGCAAGUUCAAGCUUGUAUUCCUCGGAGAGCAGUCUGUCGGAAAGACGUCAUUGAUCACCCGCUUCAUGUAUGAUACGUUCGAUGGCAAUUAUCAAGCGACAAUCGGCAUUGAUUUCUUGUCCAAGACGAUGUAUCUGGACGACCGUACGGUUCGCCUGCAAUUGUGGGAUACUGCAGGGCAAGAGAGGUUCCGCUCGCUGAUUCCAUCAUAUAUCCGUGACUCUUCGGUGGCUAUUGUCGUGUAUGAUGUGACAAAUCGUGAGUCGUUCAAGUCGACGUCCAAAUGGGUCGAGGACGUGCGAGCGGAACGAGGUAACGAAGUCAUCAUUGCGCUGGUUGGAAACAAGACAGAUUUGAAUGAUAAGCGCGAAGUGUCUACCGAGGAAGGCGAACAGCGAGCUAAAGAGUACAAUAACGUCAUGUUCCUGGAGACGUCCGCCAAGGCAGGGCACAAUGUCAUGCCGCUAUUUAAAAAGAUUGCACAGGCUCUUCCUGGAGGAAACGAUGCCCAAACAGAUGGAGCUGCGCCCCAUCACAGCUUCUCGAACUGUUAUAGCGCUUGCGCGGAUUUGUCGCAGGUGGUGCUUCCUCGGGCGAAUGUCAAUCAAGAUGCCCCCGGGGGCAUAUGA